CAAAACAGGAAGUAAGUGGCAGCUGCUGAAGAGCCGAACAACAGACAUGAAUGUCCAAGGAACUUAGCGAACAAAAAGUGUCUCCGUGCCAUACAGAAGUACAUUAAUGUUCAUCCCCCAAGACUGCGUGAAAAAACGGAGGCUACCACAAUGGAAGGAGCUGUCAAACUCGGUCUUUUAUCGGUCAUUUUCUUUGCGUCGCAGAUAAACUGCCAAGAGGCAAUCUUGCACAUUUCAAGUGGAGAUUCAUAUAGGGAGUACUGCAUUGUUCACAAUCACUCCUGGACCCCUCUUUCAGAAACUCUGGAUGAUGCAGUACAGUACCCCUUGGUGAAUUGGACCUCCACUCUGCUGUGUAAUGCCUCAGGCAUCCUUCCAGAUUUGGUAAAGGGUAAAGCGUUGGUGGUGACGAGAGGGGAGUGUGAUUUUAGCCAGAAAGCUCUAGUUGCUCAGAGCCUUGGGGCUAAAACUUUACUAAUUGCCAGCAAUGAAGAUUUGACGACUCCAUCAGCCAAUGACUCAGAGUACGCCAAGGUCAAUAUUUCUCUGGCUCUCAUGAGGUACAGGGACUUCCUGGAAGCACGGCAGGCGUUUGGUGAAGGGAUGCAAGUGAAGCUAUAUGCUCCACCUUACUCAAAGAUUGAUCCAAGCAUUGCAGUCAUCCUGCUGAUUGCAGUCGUCACAGUCACGUUGGGUGGCUACUGGAGCGGAGCAUAUGAGAGGGACCGGUUGAAUAGUGGUGUGGCAGACACAGAAGGGGGAGAUAACAAAGCAGACAGUGGACAGCUUUCCCUGUACUCUCCACUCAAAGUGGUGAUCUUUGUCGCCAUGAUGUGUGGGAUGCUGGUCCUAAUGUACUACUUCUACUAUGUCCUUGUUUACAUCAUUAUUGCCAUAUUCUGCCUGGCAUCUGCCUCUGCACUGUUCAGCUGUAUAGAUGCAGUGUUGGAAAAAAUUGGUUGUGGCACUUUAAGCUUCUCUGUCCGAAAUUGGAAUUUCUCGGUGAGGUCUAUCCUGCUGGCUGCUGUGUGCAUCAGCAUCACCGUGGUCUGGGCAGUGUACAGAAAUGAAGACAGGUGGAUCUGGAUCUUGCAGGACCUACUUGGCAUUGCUUUCUGUCUCAACUUCAUGAAGACCAUUUCAUUGUCCAAUUUCAAGAUCUGUGUGAUUCUUCUGAGUCUCCUGCUUGUGUAUGAUGUCUUCUUUGUUUUCAUCACUCCUUUCUUCACCAAGAAUGGCGUUAGCAUUAUGGUGCAGGUUGCCCUGGGCCCCGAUGCAUCUGGAGAGAAGACACAAGGGAACAUGGUGGUGGUCCCUGCCGAACCCCAGCCUCCCUCUGAGAAACUGCCUGUGGUGAUGCGUGUCCCACGGUUCUCAGCUUGGGCUCAGAACCUGUGUGGGAUGCAGUUCUCCAUUCUAGGUUACGGAGAUAUCAUUGUUCCAGGUCUCCUGGUGGCGUACUGCAGCAGGUUUGAUGUUUGGAUCAAGAGCAGCAAGAAGAUCUACUUCGUCAGCUGCUGCAUAGCCUAUCUGCUGGGAAUGCUGCUGACAUUUGCUGUGAUGCUGCUGUCAGGGAUGGGCCAGCCCGCUCUUCUCUACUUAGUGCCCUUUACCGUGAUAACCUCUGCUGUGGUGGCAGGGUGCAGGGGGGAGAUGAAGAUGUUCUGGGCAGGAACCACCUAUGAGGUCUUGGACUCAUCCAGAGAGCCUUUGCUGCCAGAGGGAAGAACUGAUCGCUCCGUAGAAGCCACAGGAUGCUGAUGUACAGUGUUGAGGAUGGAUUCCAACUGCUGAAUGCUUUUUUUUAAUGACAUUUUAAUAUUAUAUUUGUGACAUAAGGGAGCUCAUCUUAAAACGAUAUGGGUUCAUUUUGAUUGAAAAGUUUGAAGGUGGAUCAGAAAUUUUUAAGCAGUUAAAAAAUGUGUUUAGUGCCUGAAAGGUCUGUUGGGUUUACGUUCAGAAAACUGUAACAGCUUUGCCUUGGUGAUGAUUGCAUACAUCAAAAUGAGAACGCACUUUAUAAUAUUCAGCUUGACAGUUGUUUGAUCAUGGGAAGGGUCAGGGUGUUUAAAUUACUUGUAGCUAUACUAUGAUACCACAUUUUGAUAACGGGGGUUUUCUGUGUAACCUGUUUGUACAAUGUGAUUUCUUUCAUUGCCUUUCUGAAAUGAAGAACUUCUGUUUAA
This is a messenger RNA of Amphiprion ocellaris (clown anemonefish), 2186 nucleotides long. RefSeq lists its product as uncharacterized. Lineage: Eukaryota; Metazoa; Chordata; Actinopteri; Pomacentridae. Gene Ontology annotation, cellular component: lysosomal membrane; cytoplasmic side of endoplasmic reticulum membrane; lumenal side of endoplasmic reticulum membrane. The record is from RefSeq and is a predicted model, not a curated record. The transcript has 17 exons. Gene Ontology annotation, biological process: membrane protein proteolysis. The coding region runs from base 151 to 1761 and encodes 536 amino acids. Gene Ontology annotation, molecular function: aspartic endopeptidase activity, intramembrane cleaving.